AUGCAGGUCACAGAAAUGCCUAAUCCUCGUCCACUAUCCAUCCCCCGGAGGGAUCUGGUCGGUGGUGGUGGUAGCAACGAUGGUGUCAGCUCGACCUACCUCGGAGGAGACGGCAAGUCCUCCUGGCCACUCGACUCGGAAGAAAAAGCUGGCGAGCGCCCAAAUCCACACCGCAAGUAUAGCAAAAAAUGGUUUGACUACGCGUGGGAUCAUGCCGUCGAAGUCGGCAGAUGGCCCCGAGUGACUUAUGCCUCCGUCGGAUUCAUCUUGAUCAUGAUCUGGGUCGGAAUCAUGCUCACUUUUGCCAAAGAAGAAGUAAGAGCCCAGAGGAGAAACUCGGAUUACAACGGAAGCAAAGGCCAAUCCACAGGCGAGAUUGCAGAUUUCAAGCUCUUGCUCAAAGGGACGCUCAAAAGGUUUGACCCAAUUGAGCGCAAUCUCCGCGUAUCUUGGGCACUCGUCUACGUGGAAAAUGGAACCACCACCGUACAACCCUCAGGUCAAACUGUAAACGAUACGUGGCAAGUCAACCUCUACCGCGACGUCCAUACGGUUCUCGAAGAUCGCCAGGCCAGUCCAGCUCUGCUCGAACAAGCCGGAAUCACCCAAGAACAGCUUGAUAGCAGAUUCCGGGUGGACAAUAUCACACAACCUCCCAUCGCUACCCUGGGGAUGCAUCCUUGGGAUAGCGUGGACACCAGUAUUGAUUUCAACCAGGCAAAAGAGGAAGUCCCCUAUGCGCAGCCACUCUUUGGGUAUCCGUUUGACAUUUGGCAAGGGUCAAUUGUUUUUGCCAUUACAGACCGCAGGUUUUCCGAUUCACUCAAUCUAACAAACACGGGUAUCCUACACCUCCAGGGAGCGAUCCUAAGUGACAGCACUCUCAACUGGCGAAUCCAGCUCGCUGCGAAUGAUACAUGCGAAGUCGAGGCCAUUGAAGCUGGAUGCGAACUCCAACUCAACUUUACGGGCCGUCGCCCGGCGCUCGUUAGGUUUGCAGCUAUCCUUGCAGUUCUGGUAAACUGGACGAGCACCAUUGGUAUCUUCCUCCUCACGUGCGAGUCGGUCGUCAUGCGCCGCACCUACAUCCUCUCCGACACAGAUAUCCUGGGUGUCUGUGUCAGUGCGCUCUUUGCGCUGCCCAGUGUCAGGGCUAUCCUGCCUGGUGCACCAGAUUUCGGUGCUAUCAUCGACCUGAUUGGAAUCAUUCCGAAUAUCAUCGUCGUCUCGCUCUGCACAACGGCUGUAGCAUUCUCAAAACUCGCUAUGCGGCGACCAAAGAAUGAAUAG
This is a messenger RNA of Serendipita indica DSM 11827, 1290 nucleotides long. NCBI's taxonomy places the organism in Eukaryota, Fungi, Basidiomycota, Agaricomycetes, Sebacinales, Serendipitaceae. The record is from the annotation of a GenBank genome assembly.